AUGGACAAUUUCACAGACAAAUCAGCAGAAGUCCUGAAAGCUGCCUUCGAUAAGGCAGAAGAGAUGGCCAACUCACAAGUCUAUCCUGUCCACCUCAUCUCUGUGCUAUGGGAAGAAUCAGGUACAGGCUCUUCAUCACAGCCUGAUCAACCGACGUUGCUCAAAUCUGCUCUUGAGCAUAUCGGUGGUAAUCCAACAAUAUUCAACAGGGGGUUAAUGCGAAAACUCAACAACCUCCCUGUAGUUGAUCCUGCGCCAUCACCACCCCUUCCACCUACUCAGCCAUUCCAUGCCAUACUACGAGAAGCUCAAAGACUUCAGAAAGAACAAAACGAUCAGUUUGUAGCUAUUGAUCACCUAUUAUUAGCUCUUCUGAAAAUUGAUAAUUCAGAUUUAAAGGAACUCUUGAAAGGAACGGGAGCAGAACCAAAAGCCCUAGAAGCUGAAGUGAGAAGAAAGAGAGGAGGAAGGAAAGUGGAUAGUAAAGGUGCAGAAGGUCAAUUCGAUGCUCUAAGUAAAUAUUGUACCGACCUCACCGCCUUAGCCGAGCAAGGUAAACUCGAUCCAGUGAUCGGUAGAGAUAACGAAAUCCGACGUGUCAUACGUAUACUUUCAAGAAGGACAAAAGGUAAUCCAGUACUCAUUGGUGAACCUGGUGUUGGUAAAACGGCGAUAGCAGAAGGUCUCGCUCAACGUAUAGUGGACAGAGAUGUUCCAGCAAGUCUGCUAAGCAGACUUAUGGCAUUAGAUAUGGGAGCUUUGAUGGCAGGCGCAAAAUACAAGGGAGAAUAUGAAGAACGUGUCAAAGCUGUUCUUUCCGAAGUUGAGAAAUCAGGAGAUGAAGGGCAACAAAUAAUCCUUUUCAUUGAUGAAAUUCAUCUCAUCAUGGCCGGAAAAGAUUCGAGUGGUGGUAUGGACGCCGCAAACUUGCUUAAACCCAUGUUAGCUCGAGGCAAGCUCAAGGUUAUUGGAGCUACCACUUUGAACGAAUACCGAGAAUAUAUCGAGAAAGAUUCCGCUUUCGAAAGAAGAUUCGCUCAAGUCAUCGUGGACGAACCAUCGGUUCCAGAUACUGUAGCAAUCAUGCGAGGUAUUCGAGAGAAAUACGAAACUCACCACGGAGUAAGAAUAAUGGACUCGGCACUAGUCCUCGCUGCCCAAUUGGCUAAACAGUAUCUGACUGCUCGGAGGAUGCCCGAUUCUGCCAUCGAUCUGUUAGAUGAAGCUGCCAGUGCUGUCAAAGUGGCUCGAGAGACACGACCAGAAGCCAUUGACGUGCUGGAACGUCAAAAACUUGGAUUGGAGGUCGAAGUACAUGCACUGGAACGAGAAAAGGAUGAAGCCUCCAAGGAAAGAUUAGAAGUCGCCAAGAAAGCUAUUGCCGAAGUGGAAGAUAAGCUUGGUCCUCUGAAGAAACAGUACGAGAAUGAAAAACAUAUGGGUGAUGAAAUUCAUGACUUGAGAAAGAAGAUCGACGACUUGAGAUCUAAAGCAGAUGAAGCGGAGAGGAGGUACGAUCUUGCCACUGCCGCCGAUAUUCGAUAUCACUCCAUUCCACAACGAGAGAGUAAACUCAAAGAGCUAGAACAACGUGAAGCAGAGCGAGGGUCCGGUCAGCAAGUCACUCCAGAAAUGAUUGCUGAAGUAGUGGCCAAAUGGACUGGUGUACCCGUGUCUCGGCUGGUCGAAACGGAGAAAGCAAAAUUGCUUCGACUCGAAAAGCUCAUCUCCAAGAAGGUCAUAGGUCAACCCGAAGCUGUCAAAGCCGUAGCCAAUGCUAUACGACUCAAUCGAUCCGGUCUUUCCAAUCAGAACCGACCUAUCGCUUCCUUCCUUCUUGUCGGUCCGUCAGGUACCGGUAAGACUCUCUUAGCCAAGACUCUCGCUGGGGUGAUGUUCAACAGUGAAGAAGCUAUGGUCCGAAUCGAUGCUUCCGAGUAUUCCGAAAAACACUCGAUAUCAAGACUUAUCGGUGCUGGACCAGGUUAUAUCGGCCAUGAAUCAGGUGGACAAUUGACGGAAGCUGUUAGAAGGAGGCCAUACUCCCUCAUCCUCAUCGACGAAAUCGAAAAAGCUGCUAGAGAAUUCCAUCAACUCUUCCUUCAAGUCCUAGACGAUGGUAGACUGACGGAUGGGAAGGGACGAGUGGUCGAUUUCCGAAACACGAUUAUCAUGAUGACUUCAAACGUUGGCUCAGCGUAUCUCAACGAGAAUCCAUCCGAAGGUGCUGUUGCUCCCGAAGUUCGAGCAAAAGUACAAGGUGCCAUCUCUCAAACGUUCCCACCUGAAUUCAUAAACAGAAUAGACGAUAUUAUCCUAUACCGAUCACUCAGUCGAGCUGAUAUUCGAAGAGUUGUCGAUGUGCGACUCAGAGAAAUUCAGCAAAGACUCAACGACAACAACAGGAAAGUCAAAUUGGCAGUUGAUGAUUCAGCUUGUGACUGGUUGGCUCAAGCUGGAUAUUCACCAAGUUACGGUGCAAGACCAAUGGCAAGAUUGAUCCAAACUGAGAUCCUCAAUCCACUAUCCCGACUCCUACUUCAAGCAAGAGUCAGAGAUGGUGAAACCGCUCAUGUGACUGCCGAUAUUAGGAAGAACAGGUUGGUGGUCAUGCCUAAUCAUGAACCGGAUGUCACUGCUCCAGACGAUAGUGAUGACGAAGAUGAUGGCAUGGAUAUCGAAGUUGAAGAGAUGGAUUAA
This is a messenger RNA of Kwoniella shivajii, 2700 nucleotides long. RefSeq lists its product as uncharacterized. Gene Ontology annotation, molecular function: ATP hydrolysis activity; ATP binding. Gene Ontology annotation, cellular component: cytoplasm. Gene Ontology annotation, biological process: cellular response to heat. The record is from RefSeq and is a predicted model, not a curated record. The coding region runs from base 1 to 2700 and encodes 899 amino acids. The transcript has 6 exons. Lineage: Eukaryota; Fungi; Basidiomycota; Tremellomycetes; Tremellales; Cryptococcaceae.